Molecule: messenger RNA, 1538 nt
Organism: Amorphotheca resinae ATCC 22711
Lineage: Eukaryota; Fungi; Ascomycota; Leotiomycetes; Helotiales; Amorphothecaceae
Exons: 5
Coding region: 157-1371 (404 amino acids)
Biological process (GO): L-leucine biosynthetic process; L-valine biosynthetic process
Cellular component (GO): mitochondrion
Molecular function (GO): branched-chain-amino-acid:2-oxoglutarate transaminase activity
Source: RefSeq, a predicted model, not a curated record
CCUUGAUUGUCUUUUCUUCUUCUCGUCCACUCUUCGUUCCCUCCUCUAGCUUUCACAUAUCAGUUGCUUCCUCCCCCUUCUCAAUCAUAGUCAGGGCCAGUCAGUUACUUGUCCGUCAUCUUUUACCCUUACCCAGCGGAAACAAGACCAUCCAUCAUGUCUCCCUCUGCCGUAUCGUCGACUCCUUCUCCGGGAGUGCAGGCCUCUGAACUCACGGCCUCUGCUGUUGCCCAGAAGAUUGGGGCCAGCGCAAAUCUCCAGCCCUUGGACGCUUCGAAAUUGAUCUUUACCAAGACUCAAACUCCAAUGGCCGUACCAGAACCAGGGGACCCAAUCAUUGCUACUUCUUCUCAAUGUACCGACCAUAUGAUCACUGCGGUAUGGGACUCGACAGUGGGCUGGCACGCCCCUAAACUACAACCAUAUGGGAACCUGUCUCUGCCUCCCACCGCGUCUGUCUUGCACUAUGCUACUGAAUGCUUUGAGGGUAUGAAGAUGUACCGUGGGUACGAUGGAAAGCUGAGAUUAUUCAGGCCGGACGCCAACUGUAAACGCAUGCUCGUUUCUGCCACCCGUAUUUCGUUGCCAGCUUUCGAUCCGAGCGAGCUGGAGAAGCUAAUCAAGGCCAUGAUUGCUAUUGAUGGGCCGAAGUGGCUUCCCAAAUCUCGACCAGGCACUUCCUUGUAUCUUCGCCCCACGAUGAUCGGCUCCGCAGGCGCAUUGGGUGUAUCUACACCAAAGGAGGCAACGUUGUUCGUGAUAUCAACUUUCAUGCCGAAUUUGAGCAAGCCUAAGGGCUUGAGACUAUUAGCGUCUCAGAAUGGUAUAAGAGCUUGGCCUGGUGGGUUUGGGUACGCAAAGGUCGGAGCCAACUAUGGUCCUUCACUCAUGGCUAACGGAGAGGCAAUUUCUCGAGGCUACGAUCAAGUGUUGUGGUUGUUGAAUGGCAUGGUCACGGAGGCUGGCGCAUCGAAUUUCUUCGUAGUAUGGAGAACGAGGGAGGGGGUGAUUCAAUUAGUAACGGCUCCUUUGGAAGACAAAAUCAUCCUUGAUGGCGUUACAAGACGAAGCAUCUUGCAAUUGGCACGCGAAAGACUCACGAUCGAGGUUGUUGAGCGAGCGUAUACCAUGGACGAAAUUGUGGAUGCUAUUAAAGAAAAGCGCAUGAUAGAGGCAUUUGCUGCCGGUACAGCUUACUUUGUCUGCCCCGUCUCUGCCAUUAAUUACAGAGACCAAGAUUGGCAAAUUCCCAUGAAUCAAGGCGACAGCGGCGACUAUGCAGCUCUGAUCAAGAGCUGGUUGAUGAAUAUUAUGUAUGGGAGGGACGAGCAUGAAUGGGGAGUUGUGGUCGAGGAAAAUGAGGAGUUAUAAAUCACGUGUCUCUGGGAACUUGGGUAAUUACCUUAUGAUGCUCCGUGGCUGUCAUGCCAUGGCGUUCUGGAUUAGAUCUAGAGGAUGACGGCGUUUGUUCAAUAUGUUCUGGCAGAAUUCCGGCUAAAUCAAAGCUCUAAUAGAACCGAAAUACCUUUCGAAUCGAA